AAGACGAAGACAUCGGCUGGAGAGGUUCUUACGAGCAAGAGAUCGAUCAGUUCCCAGAGCAAAGAUGUCCAAGUUCUGGGCAGUCUUCCUCCUCUGUGGCCUGCUGACCCCUUCACAAGGACUUCUCGGAAACAUCCCCUUGAUUUCCAGGGUGGAUAAAGAUGCAGUAGAAAAUGCUAUUACAGGGUCACUUGCCAAAGACAACGCUUUCCAAGGGCUCCUGGGUGGCCUUGUUGGCGGGGAUCAGCUCAGCAGUCUUGUUGGUGGCCUCCUUGGUGGAGAAGGUCUUGUUGACGGCCUCGUUGGCGGAGAAGGUCUUGUUGGCAGCCUCCUUGGUGGAGAAGGUCUUGUUGACGGCCUCGUUGGCGGAGAAGGUCUUGUUGGCGGCCUCCUUGGCGGAGAAGGUCUUGUUGGCGGCCUCCUUGGCGGAGAAGGUCGUGGUGGCGGACUACUUGGUGGACAAGGUCUUGUUGGCGGCCUACUUGGCGGAGAAGGUCGUGCUGGCGGCCUGCUUGGCAAGCAAGGUCUGCUGAGUGCAGUGCAAGGGCUCACAGGGCUGAAAAUCGUGAACAUCACCCUCCCCAAAAUCACCCUGCGCUUCCUGCCGGGGAUCGGGCUCCAGCUGAACCUCUACACCCAGCUCACCAUAGACGGCGGCUCGGCUGCAGCUGGGCUGCUCCGUGCUCAGGUCAAAGCAAACGUUACGGCAAGAGCCAGACUGGUCCAGGACGCCACGGGGGCGGUGAAGCUGGUCAUCGAGGACUGCAAGACCCUUCUGGGAGACAUCAGCAUCCGCGUGGGACCCAAACUGCCAGUUCUGGAUCAGGCUUUAAAAGGCGUCCUUGGUAGUGCCCUGCCUAAACUGCUGUGCCCCGUCGUCAACACCGUGCUUGGCACUUUGAACUCGCUGCUUGGCACCGUCACCUCUGUGCUCCCACUCGGGGCUCUGGGAAAUCUCCAGUACACGCUAGGGUCCCUGCCCAUCAUCAGCGACAAAUCCAUCCAGCUGGAUUUAAAUCUCCUGGUCCGGGACGCCGAGGGCAACGUGGUUGACCAGGGCCUGGGCCAGGCAGUGGCCGUCUCCCUGCCGCCGCCGGCCGCCGGCGUCUCCCAGCUCAGCAUCCCGCAGGCCGCGCUCAGCGCCGUGCUGGGUCUCCUCCGCGGCUCCGGCGCCUUCGACGCGGACGUCACGGCGGCGGCGCUGGGCUCCGUCUCGGGCCAGGGGUCCAGUAACGCCCUGCUGUCGACGUCCACGCUGCUCUCGCUGCUGCCGCAGCUCUCCGCGGAGAUCCCGGAGUCCCUGCCGCUGGCGCUGCGGGUGCAGAGCACCGGCGCCCCGGUCGUGUCCCUGCGGGACGGGAAGGCGACCGCCCGCGUCGCGGCCUCCAUCACGGCGCUGGCCCAGCGCCCCGGCUCCCCGCCGCAGCCCCUCUUCACCCUGGACGCGGACAUCGAUCUGAACGUGGGUGCGUCUCUCUCGGGCGACAAGCUGCAAGCGACCCUGGCUGUCGAGAGCAUCAGCCUGAGACAAGCGGAUUCGCGAAUCGGCAAUAUCAGUGUCUCCCUUCUUGAAAGAUGGGUGAGGGACGUCCUUGAAGCUGGAUAUCUACCUGCAGUGAACAAGGCUCUGAACGUGGGGGUCCCACUGCCAAAACUCUUCAACAUGAACUUCGAGGGUGCCAACGUUGACGUCGUUGACAACGCUUUUGUGAUCUCCCAGACCUGCAGAAAGUCCUAAAAAGAGCCCGUUUCAGAGCCUUUUCCACCCUGCUCCUUGGAUGAGGCAGAGAAUUCGCUGCAAAAAAUCCAGUCGUCUUUGCUUUCUUGUGGGCGUUGUGCGGUGUGAGCUCCCCGGCCCGAGGGAGACGGGGAUCCUGCAAUGAGCUCUGCUGUAGACUAGCACUGGGGUAGGGAGAAGCUGCUCAGCUGAUUCAGAUUUGGGGGGGAUUUUCUGUGGCCUGUUUUCACUUUGCAAGUCUGGAGCCAGAGCUCAUUUUUAGGCGUAAAGGAUGUUGCUCUUGAAUUGCUCUUCCAAUAAAACCUUUC
Messenger RNA from Dromaius novaehollandiae (emu), 2046 nucleotides. Its product is annotated as BPI fold-containing family B member 4-like. Lineage: Eukaryota; Metazoa; Chordata; Aves; Casuariiformes; Dromaiidae. Bases 65 to 1738 code for a protein of 557 amino acids. The transcript is spliced from 16 exons. Gene Ontology annotation, molecular function: lipid binding. The record is from RefSeq and is a predicted model, not a curated record.